This is a messenger RNA of Onthophagus taurus, 471 nucleotides long. The record is from RefSeq and is a predicted model, not a curated record. NCBI's taxonomy places the organism in Eukaryota, Metazoa, Arthropoda, Insecta, Coleoptera, Scarabaeidae.
AUGGUGAAACACAUCUUAGGAAUCACUUUAACAAUACUUUUAUCCGUUACAUCUACUCUCCAACAAUGUGCUACAAACGAAUAUUAUUCGUUAUGCGGUACAAAUUGUAGGGAAUAUUGCCAUUGGGAUCCAUCGGCGAUCUCGUGUCUUUAUGAUUGCAACGGUCAUUGUUUUUGUAAUCCCGGAUACGAGCUUGAAGCCGUCGAUUCAGAUACUUGUAUUUUAAGUACUGAAUGUGACAACGUCCCAACUUGCGGACCAAAUCAACAGUAUCAAGUUUGCGGAAGCAGAUGCCCCGAUUAUUGUGGAAAAGACCCAGAAACUUCUUGUAUUCAACUUUGUACUCGAGGAUGUUUCUGCAAACCCGGAUAUAUUGCUAGGACCAAUCCAUUAACAAGUACCUUAGAUUGCAUCUUAGAGGAUGAUUGUGUUGAGACCACCACAGCGGAAGCAAGAAAAAGGAAAAAUUAA